AUGGCCCGACUCAGCAGUGCGCCUUCCAAGCGGUACUCGGCCUCGCACCGCAGCUCGAUCUCGCGCGUGGAGAUUGAGCAGCAGUUUUCAGAGGAGGAUUCGGAUGAUUUGGCGGUGGCCACCAAGAAGAACUUGAAACGGUCUUCUCGACCCAGAGCACACAAGGUGGUUGAGAGUGAAGACGAGAGUGAAGGGGAGGAGGAGGAGGGAGAGGAAGAGGAAGGAAGUGAUACCGCAAACGCCAACAACACAAACAUUACCCAUGAUUCUGCAGAUGUAUCUAUUGAUCAUGAUGAGGAUGAGGAUGAGGAUGAGGAUGAGGAUGAGGAGGAAGAGUCAGAAGACGAAUUGGUGGCUUCCAAAACCGCCAAGCGAGUUAUUGAAGACGAGGAGGAAGAGCAGGAGGACAUUGACAUGGAGGGCGAUAUGAGCGUGGAUCAUGAGGGUGACAUUAACAUUGCUAUGGGUGAUGAGAAUGUGGGUGGGGGUGAUAUUGAAGGUGAAGUGGCAGCCAUGGAGUCGUCACCCGUGAAGAGAAGCCCUCUUGCAACCCGUACAUCCAUCUCGGCCAACAAUGCCUCUCCUAACACCUCCAACAUUGUGUCCAAUCCCAGCCCCAGUCAAAAGGAAAACGUCAUUGUAAAGAAACGUGACAUGACACCUGAUAUGGACACCAACGCCGCUACAGAAGAUGCCACCACGCCAAACACGCCCUCCAGAGCUCCUCCCUCGUCCAUGCCUGUUCCUUCCCCCAUGCAGGCCAAUCUGACUAUUGAUGAUGGAGCCCCCGAUGGCCUGCCUCUCCCCAGGGCAUCCGAAGAGCCCGACGAGGUCAAACAGGAGGAGCAGCUGAGCCACGGCAUCCAUGCGCGGUCGCUCAUGCAGCAGCGCGCCACGUCCAUGCAGCAGCAUGUGAUCAAGACACCCGACGAGCCCACUCAGCGGCUGACCAUUAGCAACUUGGUCCUUACAAACUUCAAAUCCUAUGCCGGACGACAGGAAGUUGGUCCUUUCCACAGUUCAUUCUCCGCCGUAGUUGGCCCCAACGGUUCCGGCAAGUCCAACGUGAUCGACUCGCUUCUCUUCGUGUUCGGUUUCCGAGCUUCCAAAAUGCGACAAGGCAAAUUGUCCGCUCUCAUUCACAACUCUUCCAACCACCCCAAUCUCACGUUUUGUUCCGUCGAAGUCCACUUUCAGGACGUGAUCGACGAGCUGGACGGUACCACCUCUGUGGUACCAGACUCGACGUUGGUUGUGGCGCGAAAGGCCUACAGCAACAACACGUCUGUGUACACAAUCAAUGGUCGAACGUCAUCCUUCACUGAGGUGACCACACUAUUAAAGGGCCGAGGAAUCGAUCUGGACCACAAACGGUUCCUCAUUCUGCAGGGAGAAGUCGAAAGUAUUGCCCAGAUGAAGGCGAAGGCUGAGGGCGACCACGACGACGGCUUACUGGAGUACCUGGAGGACAUUAUUGGUACGUCGCAAUACAAGACGCCAAUCGACGAGGCACAAGUUCAGAUCGACUCGCUCAAUGAGGUGUGUUUGGAAAAGAAGGGUCGUAUGGAAAUUGUGGAGAAGGAACUGAACGGUCUGUCAUCCGAACGUGACGAGAUUGUCGGCUACUUGCGUCUCCAGAACGAGCUGACUCACAAGCAGUCUCUGUACUUCCAGAUUCAUGCUCAAAAGUGCCAGAAGGUGAUCACUAUGAGCGAGCAGGUUAUGGCUGAGAUUGAGACGCAGUUGGCGGCAGAGGAGGAGAGAAAUGCCGCUAACAGAGUCGAAAUCAAGACUCUAGAGGACGGCGUCAAGUCCGAGGAAUCUGUGCUUAAGGGUCUGAAGAAGGCCCAGUCCAAGCUGGCCUCUAUUCUGGCCUCUCACGAGAAAGAAAAAGUGCAACUGGAGGAGCGCAAGAAGCACAUGGAGGCUAAGGCGAAGAAGUUAGAGAAGACAAUUGCUUCAGCUGAGUUGUCGCUAUCCUCUUCUGAGUCCUGGAUCGAGGAGUACGACAACGAGAACUCCGGCAACAUUGAGCAGCUCAAGGUAUACGGCGAAGAACUUGCCGAGGCCGAGGCUCUCAUGGUUGAGAUUCAACGGGAUCUGGGAGACAAAACACGCCCUUUCUCCGAGAAGAUUGACCUGCUCAAGCAAAAACUCGAUCCCUGGAAGCAGAAGAUUGUUGCCAAAGAGGGAGAGGUCAAGUCUGCGCUCAACAAGGUCGAGCUCGAGGAGGAGCGACUUUCCCGGGCUGAGAAAGCUGUCAAGGACUCCGAGGCGUCUAUUCAGGGCAUCAAGCUGGAGGGAAGGAGUCUGGAGAAGAAGGUGGCUCACUCGGAGAAGGAGAAGGAGCACGUUCAGAACCAGAUUGAGCUAGGAGAGCAGGAAUGCGAGCACGCCAAGGGAAAGCUAGCAGACAUGAAGCAGCGCCUGGACGACAUGCGUGCUCAGUACAACGACGCCAAGGAGUCGCAAUCAUCUUUGCAGUCUCGUGGACGGGUUGUAGGUGCUCUGAUGAAGCUCAAGGACUCUGGACGACUCCCUGGCAUUCAUGGCCGGCUUGGAGAUCUCGGUACGAUUGAUGCAGAGUAUGAUACUGCCGUAUCUGUGGCGUGUCCCAAGCUCGACAACAUUGUGGUUGACACGAUUCAGACAGGUCAAGCCUGCGUGGAGUAUCUGCGAAAGAACAAUCUAGGUACAGGUGUGUUUCAGCUAAUGGACAAAAUUGGCAAUCGACGUCCCAAGAACUUUAACACUCCAGAAGGUGUUCCUCGGCUAAUCGAUCUAGUGAAAUGCGACCCCCAGUUCAUUCCAGUCUUUUAUGCAGCCAUGGGUGAGACUCUGGUUGCGAAAGAUCUGGACCAGGCAAACAGAAUUGCCUAUUCGGGUGGCCGGUACCGAGUCGUGACUCUGCAGGGCCAGCUUAUCGCGCGAAGUGGAACCAUGGCUGGCGGAGGACAUGUCAAGCGGGUUGGUCUGAUGGCAAUCACCGGUUCAGAGCGAUCUACCGCCAAGGCUCUUUCGGCAGAUGAAAUGCGAGCUCUGGAGAACGAGAUGGAGAACGAGGAGAAGCGGUAUGGCGUGGCCAAUACCACCUAUCACCAGAUGGUAGCUUCUUUGCGGGACUUGAAGGAGCGGCUUCCUCAGGUCGAGGUCGAGAUUUCCAAGGUGGGUCUUGAGAUUGAAGCACUCGCUCAAAACUACAAGUCUUCCGACCGACAACAUAAGGAGCUGCUUGUGGAGUUGGAGGGUGUGCAGAAGAGUUCUGUACUUGCAGAGGCACGUGAUCAUGUUGCCACUCUUGAGGCAGAGGUUGAGGAACUUAAGUCACAGUGUUCUUCAAUUGACGAGGAAAUUGCAUCUCUCGAGGAGAAGAUUAUGGAGACUGGUGGUCUCAAGCUGCGAAUGCAAAAGUCCAAGGUCGACGGACUGGUUCAGAAGAUUGAGAUUGUGCAGGGCAAGAUGAAGACCGGUAACAAGGACCGGUCCAAGGCCCAGCACAAUGUUACUAAGCAACAGCGGGUCAUUUCCGAGUCGCAGAAGGAGCUGCAGUCAUUCCAGGAGGAGUGCGCUCCUUUCCAGUCCAAAUUUGAUGCUCUGGAGCAAAAGGUGGCUGAGUGUGAGACCGAGUCCGAGGAGGCCACCAAGGCCAUGUACGAGCAGGAGGAGCGGGUAUCUGCGCUACGAAAUGAGCUCCAGGAAAAACAGGCAGAGAUUUCGGAGCUGCGAAAGGCAGAAGUCGAGCUAAAAAACUCGCUGCUGCAACACAAGACCAAGGUUGAGGAGGAGGGAGCCAAGAAGGCACAGUGGGUCAAGCGACUGCAAGGCUUGGCUAUUCACAACAUUGGCGAAAUGUGUGGCCAGCCAGAUGAGCCAGAAGAGACGUCCACGCCUCUCGUGGAGUACUCUGAGGACGAGCUCCAGGGUUACAGUGUCUCCGAGCUCAAGGAAGAGAUUGUCGGUUUGGAAAACUCGGUCGAGGGCAUCGACAUCGACUUUGCCAUUCUUGAGGAAUAUGCUCGACGGGCACGCGACUACGAGACUCGUCGUUCUGCGCUCAAUGAGGCUGUGGAGGAGCGAGAGCAGUCGUCCAAGCGACUGGAGGAUCUCAAGUCCAAACGACUGUCUGAGUUCAUGUCUGGUUUCAACACCAUCUCCAUGAAGCUGAAGGAGAUGUACCAGAUGAUCACCAUGGGCGGCAAUGCCGAGCUGGAGCUUGUGGACUCUCUGGAUCCUUUCUCCGAGGGUAUUCUCUUCUCGGUCAUGCCUCCCAAGAAGUCGUGGCGUAACAUCUCUAACCUUUCCGGCGGAGAAAAGACGCUGUCUUCUCUGGCUCUCGUCUUUGCACUCCAUCAUUACAAGCCUACGCCUCUGUACGUGAUGGACGAGAUUGAUGCUGCUCUGGACUUCCGAAACGUGUCCAUCGUGGCCAACUACAUCAAGGAGCGUACCAAGAACGCCCAGUUCAUUGUCAUUUCGCUGCGAAACAACAUGUUCGAGCUAGCUCAGCGGUUGGUUGGUAUCUUCAAGGUCAACAACAUGACCAAGAGUGUCACCAUCAAGAACGUGGAGGCCGUGGAGGCUGCUGCCGCAGCGGCAGCAGCAGCGAAGAUCCCUCCCAUGACACCAGGUCCCGGAGGACGUGGAGUUCCAAUGACUCCGGGGCUGCACAGGACGCCAGGAACUCUACACAGAACUCCCGGGCACCUGAGAGCUCCACCCCCGAAGUUUGGAGCUGGAAUGGGUGUUUCUUCGACGCCUCGAGUUCCCCAGACUCCCCGAGUGCCUCACAAGGCUACUCAGGCGGGAUUCGUUGAGGGAUAG
Yarrowia lipolytica CLIB122 is the source of this 4821-nucleotide messenger RNA. RefSeq lists its product as uncharacterized. Gene Ontology annotation, molecular function: ATP binding; protein binding. The record is from RefSeq and is a predicted model, not a curated record. NCBI's taxonomy places the organism in Eukaryota, Fungi, Ascomycota, Dipodascomycetes, Dipodascales. Gene Ontology annotation, biological process: mitotic chromosome condensation. Gene Ontology annotation, cellular component: chromosome; condensin complex.